UUAUACACUCAUUUGACCUUAAAUAUUUUUCUCUCCUAUAAUACCAAUCACUACUCACACUCUCCACGUCUCUUCCUGUACAUUAUUGGACCUUUCAUUCCAUGGGGGACCAACGUCACAGUGGUACCCUUUCCCAACCCCUCAUACCCAUCCUUACCACCGUCGUCGAUUCCCCGAACGACGACAGUGAAUAUAAGUACCAUGAAAAAACCAAACACAUCGUCAGUUCCAUGUCAUCAAACAGCGGAAUCGCUUUCCGGCUAGUUUUUGUCUUGUUCAUUGCCACUCUCUCGAUCUGGGCAAGCUAUGAAUCCUCCAAGGGUUUCGACAUAUCCAUCGUCAACCAAUUAUCUCGCGACUCACCGGCCGGUAAGCGCUUCGAUCUCUUCUACGUCUCCGACGACAAAGCCACUCGUGUGGUUCUCAACGCAAGCAAAUUCGUCGAAGACCUUCUCUACGAUGAAAGUUCUCCGAAGAAGCCAGUGAGCCACGUCACCCUCCGGCUCUCCAACAAUAAAUUUUCCGGCGAAGUCGACGUGUCUCCCUCGGGCGAAGACCCACACGGGUUCGUUAUUGAUAUAAGUCCUCAGGUGAUGGAGGCGCCCGACGUGGACAACGCGAUGACGUCGGCUGUCCUACGUGGCAUGGCUCGGGUGUGGCUCUGGGACGGCGAGUCAACCGUUCCGCCGGGGGUUUUAUCGGGUGUGGUUGAGUACAUAGCAACGGCGGCUGGGUUGGGGCACCGCGGCGGCGCAGAGGUUCCGGCGAUCAGAUGCGGUCAAGACCAUGGUUGGUACAAGGAGGAGGACCCUAGAUCAAUGGCACGGCUGUUGGGUUACUGUGAAGAGAGAGACAAGGGGUUCAUCCGACGAUUGAAUGGAGCGAUGAGGGGUCGAUGGCACGAUUGGACGGUCGACGAUGCGCUGAGGAAACCGGCGGAGCAGUGUUUGUGUGUACCGGUUGAUUACGUAAUUUCCUGAUGAAAAAUAUUGGAGGUACUCUCAGGGCUUGUUCUUUUGAGUGAAAAACUCAAAAAAAUAUAACUCGAGUUA
This is a messenger RNA of Morus notabilis, 1052 nucleotides long. RefSeq lists its product as uncharacterized. The record is from RefSeq and is a predicted model, not a curated record. Lineage: Eukaryota; Viridiplantae; Streptophyta; Magnoliopsida; Rosales; Moraceae. The coding region runs from base 102 to 980 and encodes 292 amino acids. The transcript has a single exon.